AUGGCGCCCACCCUUCGCAUCAACGCUGUAGCCUAUAUUUCUCCCCAGAACCAACCAAUCCUUAUCCGCACUUUCAAUGAGAAGAAUGAAGAGGCUGUGAAGUAUCACUAUAUCGCGCAUACCAGUUUGGAUGUCAUCGAGGAGCGCAUGGCUCCGGAGAAUAAGAACACUGAAUGCUACUUAGGACUGCUAUAUGCGAUGGAGGACGUAGCAGUCUACGGUUACGUGACCCCUCUGAGAGUGAAGAUCGUCGUCGCGUUCGCGCUGUCUGACUCGGUGGUGCGCGACAUCGAGGUCAACACGAUCUUCAAAGCGCUACACAUGGCGUACUACCACGCCAUCUCGAAUCCCUUCUUGAAGCUCGACAGCGCGACCGAGCCCUUGAGUGAGAAGUCGGUUUACCUUCUUGCUGGCAGCCCGCGCUGGAAGAACUUCCGCCGACGCGUAGACGACGUGUGUCGCGCGGUUAGCAAUCCAGCGCCGCCUGUGGCCAUCGCAUAG
Messenger RNA from Schizophyllum commune H4-8, 501 nucleotides. Its product is annotated as Sedlin. The record is from RefSeq and is a predicted model, not a curated record. NCBI's taxonomy places the organism in Eukaryota, Fungi, Basidiomycota, Agaricomycetes, Agaricales, Schizophyllaceae. The coding region runs from base 1 to 501 and encodes 166 amino acids. Gene Ontology annotation, cellular component: TRAPP complex; cytoplasm; nucleus. The transcript has 3 exons. Gene Ontology annotation, biological process: endoplasmic reticulum to Golgi vesicle-mediated transport.